Molecule: messenger RNA, 4126 nt
Organism: Hipposideros armiger (great roundleaf bat)
Lineage: Eukaryota; Metazoa; Chordata; Mammalia; Chiroptera; Hipposideridae
Gene: SLC10A7
Product: solute carrier family 10 member 7
Exons: 12
Coding region: 573-1598 (341 amino acids)
Cellular component (GO): plasma membrane
Source: RefSeq, a predicted model, not a curated record
CCCUUCCCGCAGUCUCCUGGUGAAGCAAAAGAGAGGCUCUCCGUAGAUAUGCUCCAGGGGCGCGGGCGGCUGUGCCUAAAGGUUUGUUGGAGAAGGACCUUUGAUAAGGCUACGUGGCUGUGGCGAUUAACGCUUCUCCCCGCCCUAGUCAUUCCUAAGGUUCCGCAGGUCUUGAAAGUGACAAGUCUAUCAGCCCUACCCGGAAGCCAACCUCCAUGUCCCGGGGGCGUGCGCUGGCCGGCCGGCCGGCCCAAGUGUCCGUUUCAGAGCAUUCGCGCUGGGGAGCUCCGGCCAGAGCGGGUCCGGGCGUGUGCGCGUCUAUUAGGAGGCGCGCGGUAGUGAUGGCGGCGCUCAGUGAGGCUUUCCUGUCACUGGAUACUACUACUCCCAGCCCUCCUCGAAGCCGCCGGAGAAGCCCCCAGGUCUUUAGUUUGCAAGUAGCAAUUUGACUUGCUUUGCUGCAUGUCAAGAGGGACCGUGGAAAGUGUGGAGACGCCCCGGGGAUUAAGCGAUCGCAGCUUACAAAGAAAAAAAGCCAAACAAAUAAACAAAACCCACCCACCCUAGCAAACAUGAGGCUGCUGGAGAGAAUGAGGAAAGACUGGUUCAUGAUUGGAAUAGUGCUGGCGAUCGCCGGAGCUAAGCUGGAGCCGUCCGUAGGGGUGAAUGGGGGUAAGUCUGCCCCUCCGCACGCUCCACCCAGUGUGACACAGUGGAAAAAGCUGGCAUGGUUAAUGGGUUUGAUUCUGAUCUUCAAGGAGCUGACCAGUGCUUUGGUGCAUAUCAGACUGCAUCUUUUCAUUCAGAUCUUUACACUUGCAUUCUUCCCAGCAACAAUAUGGCUUUUUCUUCAGCUUUUGUCAAUCACACCCAUCAACGAAUGGCUUUUAAAAGGUUUGCAGACUGUAGGCUGCAUGCCUCCCCCUGUGUCUUCUGCCGUGAUUUUAACCAAGGCCGUUGGUGGAAAUGAGGCAGCUGCAAUAUUUAAUUCAGCCUUUGGAAGUUUUUUGGGCAUCGUGAUAACACCCCUGCUACUGCUGCUUUUUCUCGGCUCAUCCUCUUCUGUGCCUUUUACAUCUAUUUUUUCUCAGCUUUUUAUGACUGUUGUGGUUCCUCUCAUCAUUGGACAGAUCGUCCGAAGGUAUAUCAAGGACUGGCUUGAAAGGACGAAACCUCCUUUUGGUGCUGUCAGCAGCAGUGUGCUGCUCAUGAUCAUCUACACCACAUUCUGUGACACGUUCUCUAACCCAAAUAUCGACCUGGACAAAUUCAGCCUCGUUCUUGUACUCUUCAUAAUAUUUUCUAUCCAGCUGAGCUUUAUGCUUUUAACCUUCAUCUUUUCAACAAGGAAUAAUUCGGUUUUCACACCAGCAGACACUGUGGCUAUCAUUUUCUGUUCUACACACAAAUCCCUCACACUGGGAAUUCCGAUGCUGAAGAUCGUGUUUGCAGGCCAUGAGCACCUCUCUCUGAUCUCCGUGCCCUUGCUCAUCUACCACCCGGUUCAGAUCCUUCUGGGCAGUGUGUUGGUGCCAACCAUCAAGUCUUGGAUGGUGUCGAGGCAGAAGGGAGUGAAGUUGACGAGGCCAACAGUAUAACGAAGGAAGCAUUCUUAAAGCAAUGUAUAUAUAUGUACAGGAUUGUACACACACUUCUGAAGACUUGUACUUGUGAAUGUUGCUUCGAUGCAUAUUUUAUUUUUUUACACAAAAAUAUGAUAUAACUGUUUAAGUGCCUUAAAAUGGAUUUGACAAGAACGUUAUUUCCAAAACCUACUUUGUUGGUUACUGCCAGGGAUGGUACAGUAUUUAGGAGUUGUUUAAUAUUUUUUUUUUCCCUCAUGCAGGCAGCAGUCAUCCUAAGUGACAAAAGCAAAUAUGCUUUUCUCGCCCCACCUUUGUGCAAUACAACUCUAUAAUAAUUACUGUACUGUUCGAAAUGAGGUCACACCGUCAGAGGCGUGCUCUUCUGAUAACAGUGAAAAAUUCCAAAGUCUUAUUCGCAAAUACUUUGAUUUCCUGUGUGAUUCUUUUUUUCCUAUGACUGUGACAUGCCACUUUCUUAUCAGCUCAGCAGGGGUCACUGAAUAGAUGCUGGAAAGCAUAAGUUACAUGCGUUUCUUGACAUCAUUUUUUUAAGACAUUCCUUCAAAUGCUUUCCACACAGAAAUUCCUCAGUUCCAUUAUAAGAGAUUGUGGUAUUAUAGGUCUUAAAUUUAUCAUAAGCUGCUUGAAAGAAAGAGCCUGAUAUUUGAGUUAUGAAUAAAGUCAGUGAAGUUUUGAGGUAAACUACAGGAUUUUUUAAAUUAUAUUUCAUGUUUUUCCUUUUUCUUUUAUAAUUUCUUUCUUUCCUGUUUUCCAACAUCCUUUCCAACAAACUCAUAACAGCCAAAUGUGAGACACAAAUAUGUUGUAAUCAGUUUGAGAGCAUCAACCAUUAAUGAUGGAUUAUAUUCACAUUCCACAAUUGAGACCAAAAAUUUUUUUCCUGUUACACAAAUGUGCUGAGCACAAAUUGCUCCUUUUUGCCAGAAGCAGCCUGUUACAUCCUUGAAUUAAGCACACUUAAGGCAUUUGAGACAAGUUAUUAAUGAGAAUUUCCUUGGCAGAUUUGACAAAUGUUUACAACAUUUUUUUUUAAAUUAAAUCAUAUUGCUCUUAUGAAUAAUGGAAAUAUGAAGGUCAUAGAUGCAAACAAAUAUUACAUAUACACAUUCUGUCUAGCCAAAUGACAAAAAAAAUGGGCACAGAAAAUGCAAAAUCAUUCAUUAACCAAAAUAUCAAGUAAAAUCACUUCCCAGUUGGGCAUCAGCUUUCAGAGGAGUAUCCAAAAUUUGCUUUUGCUAUGCCUGGAAGAACUUUCACUGGACCAAAAUAGAGAAUAAAGCAAUAUAUAGCAUUAAGGGAACACUUUUUCUCUGUUUCCUACAUACCGCUCUGUCUCAUCCUCUCUACAUGUCCUUUCUUGAUUUGACAAACGAUGUUGGCAUCUUGGGUCACACUGAGGCCGCACUCUGUCCUCAGCAGCUGUUUUGUUGUUGUUUUGUCAACAAAAAAAAUCAUUCCUUAGACACAUACCAAGUUUAUCAAUAGUGUUAAUUUAUAUUAUUGUUACUAGCAGGUCUCAUUUUGUGUUACUUCUGACUCAUUUCAAUAUCAUUGAACCUCAUACAUUUCAGAAGAGUUAUCCUCAGUGUCAAUUUUAAUUAAAGCUAGUGCCAGACCCUGCAAAAAUCUAUGCUAAACAGGCUGUUUGUCAAGAAUUUCUGCUGUUGAGAAUUUCACUUGUGUCUAAAACUACAAUAAUUUUGCUUGAUACUUUGGAUGCUUACAUAUGAAGCACAGAAAGGUUUUCAUGUUUUGUUCCUAUAAACUUCUUUGGAUUUCAGAGUAAUUGUCUGUCUGCCUGUCUGAGCUAUCAUAAAAGCUAGCAUUAGAAUACUGAUUUUUUUUCCCCCAACUUAUCUACCUCUAUUAUCAAACACCUAUAGUAGGUGUGUGAUUAUGGGAUAAAAUUCAAUGGAAAAUGCUAUAACAUUUUAUCUUUUGCUUUAAAACUGUGUUUCGAUUUCAAAUAGUCUUCUUUACAUGGUGAAUUUCGGUGGCUUUUGUGAUAUGUUUAUGCCUAUUUUUUAACACAAAUGCUAUGGCAUAUUUUUCCAUAAAGAGCAAAAAAAAUCAAAAUUUAUUUUUAAUUCAUGCUUAUUGGGAAUUAAUUACUUGUAUCUUAAAAUACUUUAUCAUGUUUAUGCACUCUCCAGCUAUCCAUUUUGAGAGCUUGUUUUGUCUAACUGUAUUUAUGAAAGAAAUACAUUAGAUUUUAUUUAUGUUUACUCAUUUUUCCACCUGGAUUUUUCUAAAUGGUUGUUACAAAAUUUGAUUUUUUUUUAUUGGGUAAUAAUGUUAAUCUUUUCAUGUGUUCUUUUCUAAGGUUUAAAUUUUUUUGUUUUUUGGUGUUUUUUUCCUAUUCUGUUUAAAACUAACACACCUCUGGCUAAUGUUCAGUUUUUGUUUAUGCUAAAUACCAAAUUUUUUCAAAAGGAUUGGUAAAGUAAUGAAGUGGAUUAUUUAUGAUGAAUGGGAAGAUGAAAAGAAUUCUAUGAUUAAACAAAGAGAUGUUUCAGAAA